Messenger RNA from Pristis pectinata (smalltooth sawfish), 5894 nucleotides. It is a transcript of the gene nf2b, whose product is annotated as NF2, moesin-ezrin-radixin like (MERLIN) tumor suppressor b. Gene Ontology annotation, biological process: positive regulation of protein localization to early endosome; positive regulation of early endosome to late endosome transport; regulation of cell shape. The coding region runs from base 330 to 2096 and encodes 588 amino acids. NCBI's taxonomy places the organism in Eukaryota, Metazoa, Chordata, Chondrichthyes, Rhinopristiformes, Pristidae. The record is from RefSeq and is a predicted model, not a curated record. Gene Ontology annotation, cellular component: filopodium; apical part of cell; adherens junction. The transcript is spliced from 17 exons. Gene Ontology annotation, molecular function: cell adhesion molecule binding; actin binding.
UUGAGAGGCGCUCCGCUGUGGGUUGCUCAUCCCACCUGGAGGGCGCGCUCUGCCGCCCGCUGCCGGGGAGCGGUGGGUCUCCGUCCUUGUGCCCCACCAGCCGUGUCGGUGGAUCAGCUGCUCCAACCGGUCGCCACCAAACUUGAACGCCGUGCGCCAGGCCAUGGCCUGGUGGGAGGGAGCGCCGUGCGGUUUAUUGUCGGUCUAAAGCCGGGUUCGGUGCCGUGUCGCCCGUACUCGCUGCAACUCCAGCCCGGGGCUUGGGCUGGGCCUCCCUGUGUCCUUUAAAACUACACUUGACGGAUACCAUCAAAGGAUUUAGAAGCAAAAUGUCGAUAAUGGUCUUAAAGAAGAAACAACCUAAAACCUUCAAAGUUAAGGUUAUUACCAUGGAUGCAGAAAUGGAGUUCAGCUGUGAGGUGAAAUGGAAAGGAAAAGACCUCUUUGACUUGGUGUGUAGAACAAUUGGAUUGCGAGAAACUUGGUUCUUUGGUCUACGAUACAUCGUAAAAGAUACUUCUGCAUGGUUAAAAAUGGAGAAAAGGGUGUUGGAUCAAGAGGUUCCCAAGGAGGAUCCAAUUACAUUUCACUUCCUAGCCAAAUUUUAUCCUGAGAAAGUGGAAGAAGAACUUGUCCAAGAAAUCACCCAGCACCUUUUCUUCCUGCAGGUGAAAAAACAGAUUUUGGAUGAGGAGAUUUACUGUUCCCCCGAGGCUUCCGUGCUGCUGGCAUCUUAUGCUGUUCAAGCAAAGUAUGGAGACUAUGAUCCAAAUUUUCAUAAACCUGGUUUCCUGGCUCAAGAUGAACUAUUGCCAAAAAGAGUUCUUAAACAAUACCAAAUGACAGCAGACAUGUGGGAAGAAAAGAUAACUGCCUGGUAUGCUGAGCACAGGGGAAUCGCCAGAGAUGAAGCUGAGAUGGAAUAUUUAAAGAUUGCCCAGGACCUAGAGAUGUACGGAGUAAAUUAUUUCCCAAUCACACAAAAUAAAAAGGAUACUGACUUGCUACUUGGAGUUGAUGCACUUGGUCUUCAUAUCUACAUCCCUGACAACAAGCUAUCAUCUAAGAAGUCAUUCGCAUGGAGUGGAAUCAGAAACAUUUCCUACAGUGAGAAAGAGUUUACUAUCAAACCCUUGGACAAAAAGGCAGAGGUUUUCAAAUUUUACUCAUCGCAGCUCCGUGUGAAUAAAUUGAUUUUGCAGUUAUGCAUUGGAAAUCAUGACCUGUUCAUGAGAAGGAGAAAAGUAGAUUCAAUUGAAGUUCAGCAGAUGAAAGCUCAAGCCAGAGAAGAAAAGGCUAGAAAAAAGAUGGAACGCCAAAGGUUAGCCAGAGAAAAAAAGUUGAGGGAAGAGGCUGAACGAGCAAAAGAAGAUUUGGAGAGACGACUGUACCAAUUACAGGAUGAGUCUAGACUAGCAAAUGAAGCACUGAUACGAUCAGAGGAGACUGCUGACUUACUUGCUGAGAAGGCACAAAUUGCAGAGGAGGAGGCCAAGUUGCUCGCUCAGAAAGCUGCAGAGGCAGAGCAGGAACGACAAAGGUUGGAGGUCACAGCCCUGAAGACGAAAGAGGAGAAGCGUCUAAUGGAACAGAAGAUGCGAGAAGCAGAGUUGAUAGCUGUUAAGCUUGUGGAGGAAUCAGAGAGGAGAUCUAAGGAAGCAGAACAGCUAAAACAAGAUCUAAAUGAAGCUCGAGAAGCAGAGAGAAGGGCCAAGCACAGACUGCUGGAGAUUACAAAACCCAGUUAUCCGGUUAUUGCUUCAUAUUCAGCUCAUCCCCCUGCUGAUGUUGGUGAUCUUAACUUAGAAUCUGGAUCUUUUAAAUUUGACUUCAAGGACACUGAUAUGAAGCGACUAUCCAUGGAGAUAGAACGAGAACGUGUUGAAUACAUGGAAAAAAGCAAACACCUACAAGAGCAGUUGAAGGAACUCAAAACUGAAAUUGAAGCUCUGAAAUUAGAGGAACGACAUGCUAACAUGGGCAUCCCUACCAGUGAGACAAUGGAAUUUUCUGAUAAUGCUUACACACCACUCAGUAAUCUUAAUCUGCAGAGUGUAACUGCAAAGACACAAGUGGCCUUUUUGGAAGAACUCUAAAAUGCACAAAACUGUCUGGUCCGCUCAUGAGUUUGAUCUACCUGCAUUCCAGAGCCAGGAACUGAAUUUAGCACAAUGUUUUUAAUGAACUUCAGCAAUUUGUUUUAUGAAAGAGAUUAAUUCUGCUUGAAAUUACAGAUAUAACAAUUUGCACACUGGCAAAGACUAGUGUAUUUAAGUCACUGAGCAUAUAUAGUCACACUAAAUGGGAAAUAUUACUAAUGAUUCCCAGUUAUAACACUAAAUAUUAGUGCCUUUGCUGUUUAUAUUAAAAAUACCUGUAGACUAAUGGAAUCCUUUUACGCUUCAAUCAGGAUAUUUAGCUGUCCAUAUUAAAAAGAAAAUGUUAUUUAUUCAUAAGUUUUCAAAAACAUGGACCUGUUUGCUGAUUUCACCCAACUUACUCCUCUGUCAUUGUUUUAUCAUUAUUUUCACUACUCAAAGGAAAAUCUGAAGUGGUGAAGCUUCACUAAACUACAUUUGUAGCUAGGUUAAUAUUAGUGGUAACGGUCAGUGAUAUUUAAAUGAUAAUAGUAUGAAUGCACCAGAAUACAAGAUAUUCAUAUACACCAUUUUAAUUAAAUUGAGUUUUUAUAAUUCAAAUAUUGAACGUGUGACCAAACCUACAAACAAGUCCACAUGGGGUGCAUUGGAUUGGUGGUUACACAAAUAUGGGCAACAAUCCAAACUCGAAAUUCUGGUAUAAAAUCAGAAUCCGUCUUUCUUGUAAGAGCCUUAUUUUGUUUAUUAUACUAACCUUCUAGACAUGAUGGAUGUGACACUAUUUUUCAUGCAUAUCCUUUAUUCCUUAAAAAUUGCAUCUUAUUCUUAAAAGUUCUGUUAGAUGAAGAGCUAUAAAAAGAGGAAUAUACAAACAAAAAUUGUAAAAGGAUUGUGAAAAGGAUUCAAGCAGGUUUGCAUGAUUUCCAUAUGUGGACUUUGCACAAUAAUUUGCUGGUUUCCAAUCAAUUGUUUAAUGGAGGGAAGUUUAUAUAAAAAAAACAACUGGCUCCUGGUCCAUUCAAACAUACUGGAUAUGUAGUUCUGCAUUUCUACUAAGGAAUGUGUUUCUCUGCAAAGGUUCAAUGAUGAGAAUAUGUUCAUCCGUAACCAAGAAUAAUCAUGGUUUUAAAAACACAAAAUGCUGUAAAUACUUGUCAGGUCAGGAUACCUCUGUGGGAAGAGAAUCAAAGUGAAUGUUUCAUAUUGGACCCUUUGUCAAAACUGGAAGAUGGAGAACAUUUUGCAGUUCUGAUGAAAAGUCUUUGAGCUGAAAUGUCAACUUCUACUCUUUCCGCAGAUGCUGCCUGACUUACUGAGUGUUCCCAGCAUAUUCUGGUUUUAUUUCAAAUUUCCAGCAUCUGCAGUUUUUGAUUUUUGUGAUCAGGGGGUUUUGUUGUGAAUGGUGGAAAAUUAACGUGGGAAAGAUCUCUGCAGCUUUUGAAAUUCCAAGAUUCUUUAAGGAGAAGAGCCAUUUUUAUUUCACAAGGAAAAACAAAAGACUGCCUAUUUGAGUGGUUUGAUGUGAAUUUUCUUUAUCAAAAGUAGCUGGAACAUUUAGAAGGUCCACACUCAUUGUUUUAGAAAUAUUAGCAGCAAUGUGAGAAACCGAUUUGCUUGUUUAAAUUUCACCUGAACUUUAUUUUCCUAUAUAAUUGGUACUCUUUUGUACAGCUUACAAUGCCAAGUUAGCUUUUUCUCAGAAGAAAUGAGGAUUAAAAAUACAUGCUUUGAUUUAAUUACUUUCUUGAAGAUGUUGUUUCGACAAAACUAAGCAUAUAAACAGGCUGACUGAAGUUUUAUUGUGUAUUUUUUCAUUGACUAUUUUUUCAUAAACAAUAUUUAGUAAAAGAUGUUUGUGUUUGUGCCAUUGAAAUUGAUAUAAAAACCACGUUUAAUGAGGGAGCAUCCUUUUUUGAUAACCUGCUAGUAGCAUUUUUCCCAAAAACUCAUAUCUAACUUUUUUCUCAGUUUAAUAUUCAGAAUCAACAGAUAAUGUGACUUUCAUAAUGAAUUGGUAGGUGAGUGCAUCACAUUGGCUGGUACUGAGCCUUGUAGGAUAAAGGUAUCACUUCUGUGCUUUAGUGUGCUAGAAUUAGAUAUGGUGCUCCAAGGUAGAGUCCAACCAGGGAUUUUUGACAAAAGUGCUGGAAUUCCACAUCUGUAUAUUAGUAUUGGUAUCUGUAAAGUUGAAACAUAUUAAUGUUUUAGGUUUAACCCUUUGUAGAUGGUUUAGUGACACAAUAUGCAUUGAGCAUGUAUGGGUCCUGGGUUGAACUUGUGGCUGAAGGUGGUAACAACUAAGAUGUUGGGGUGUGACGUUGGCUUCUUCACUAACUGUGGGGUAGCCAAAGGAUCAUUUAAAAAAAAAUCAGGAUCCAGCUUUAUACCUGUCAACAUUAUUGAAAGACAGGUUUGUGUUGAUCCUAAUUACUGAAAUAUAUUGAAUGAAACAUCUGGAUACAGUACAGGAGCACCUUGUUCAAGGGAGACAAUUGAGGAAGUUAGGUAAACACACAAAGACAUGAAACAUGCCAUUAACAUGAAAUUAUAAGAAUAUUAUUUUUGAGCAUGCCAAGGAUUUCCAUGAACACAGUCACUGGGAUACAUAUUUGGUUUGGUCAUAUUAUUAAAUAUGAUGGUAUCAGCUGCCUACUUUACCAACUACAACUACUCUCAAUAUUUGGUUCCACUGAGGUCACUUUGACUAAAGAUGCAUUUUUAUCACAUCAAUUUUAUGAGAUGCAGAAACUUUAGCACUCUUAAACUAUGAUUAAUUACACUCAACUACCUUAAUGGUGCUUCUGGUAUGUUAAGAGCCAGGCAGUACUUUACACACUGCGCAUACUAUAUUCAGACUUGAAGCAAAGUUUGAAGAAUGAACAUUCAGAAAGAUCAGGGUUGGAGAACGUGAAGUAGUAAGAACUGAUAAAAGUUGCUCAUCCCUUGAAUGUCUUACUUUUAACCUUCUACAUUUUGCAAAAUUUGCUGCUCAUCUAUCCAAGCAAUUUAUUAUCUAAGUUUGUACACUUAUUUAUUUUCUACUGCAUUAGAAAGCAGUAGUAUUUGUAUUUUUCUGCAUUGUUGUUUCCAGGAUUUAAGCAAAUUUCCUUACACCUGUAUCAGGAAAUAAGGGAAACUGUAAAUUGUAUAUUCCUGAACUGCCAUGUUCAAAAUAAACAUUUAUGAUUGUAUAUAUCAAUAUAUCUUGCCCCACACACUGAAACGAUGGUGACCUCAAUUUUUGUCUUCAAAUUUCCUGUGCACUAAGUAUUUAUCAGAUACACCAUAAGAAAGGUUGAGAGAUUUCUCUAUCAAUCAUGCUUUGCAUAGCUGGGAGUGAAGAAAUUUGUACAAUGUAAUAAAUUAAAGAAAUUUCAUAUAUAUGAUUGUAUGCAACCCUUUAUGCUGUCUGUCACAUUUUAAGAGUUUUUUUCCCAAUGUGACAGUCAUGUACAGCUGUAGAUUAUUGACUAUUGAAUGAGAGACAGCAAUUUUCCUCUUGGUUCUCACUCACUACAUUAAAUUUUCUACUGUCAAGUAGCUAAGCAACUUAAAUAUUUAAUUUGCUUCAUUUGGAGGUACACUAGCUGCCCUGUGAAGCUGUUGCUUCCAUGCUUAAUUCUCAACUAUUCCAGCCUGCUGCAUAACAUUUUCCCAUAUUUCUCUCUCAUUGAUCUUGCCAAACUCUUUCCACUGCUGCAUUGUCAAAAAUGUAAUAGUGUGUAGGCAUUUAAUUUAAUGGUAAUUCCUUCCCUAUGUAAACAAGCAAAAUGGCUUAAAUGGGAUCUAAACAAA